AUGGAUAAGUAUGAAGAUCCAAAAAGAGUAUACACACCAAAGGAUAUAGCAUCAGAUAUGAGGAAACAACAUGGUUUAACAAUGACUUACAUGCAAGCUUAUAGAGCCAAGGAAAAGGCAUUAAACAUGUUGCGAGGGGAUCCAACUGAAUCAUACAAUAAGUUACCCAGCUACUUUUACAUCCUGGAAAAGACAUAUCCGGGGUCAGUUGUUAGUUUGGAAAAAACAGCGGAAGACCGUUUCUUGUAUGCAUUUGUAGCAUUGGAACCUUGUAUUAGAGGAUGGGAGUAUUGUAGGCCUAUAGUAGUUGUUGACGGCACCCAUCUAAAAUCAACUUACGAAGGAACUAUGCUAAUAGCAAGCACACUAGAUCCAGGAGGUAGUAUACUGCCACUAGCAUAUGCAAUAGUUGAUUCGGAGAAUGAUGCAUCUUGGACAUGGUUCUUUGAGAGAUUUAGGAUAGCUUUUGGUGAAAGGGAGAAUAUGGGAAAUCAAGAACAAGUCAGGAAACUAUACUUUGCAUUAGCUAAAGCAUACACUCUUCAAGAAUUUAGUGAACUCAUGGGAAGGCUGGACACAAUAGAUAAGAAGUUGGGUGUAUACUUAUUUGAUAGUGGGUAUCAUAAAUGGUCUCGGGUACAUGCAACAGUGAAGAGGACAUGGACGUUGACUUCAAACAUUCUUUGA
Molecule: messenger RNA, 687 nt
Organism: Lycium ferocissimum
Lineage: Eukaryota; Viridiplantae; Streptophyta; Magnoliopsida; Solanales; Solanaceae
Exons: 3
Coding region: 1-687 (228 amino acids)
Source: RefSeq, a predicted model, not a curated record